This is a messenger RNA of Exophiala spinifera, 1044 nucleotides long. RefSeq lists its product as uncharacterized. Gene Ontology annotation, cellular component: Golgi apparatus. NCBI's taxonomy places the organism in Eukaryota, Fungi, Ascomycota, Eurotiomycetes, Chaetothyriales, Herpotrichiellaceae. The transcript has 3 exons. The record is from RefSeq and is a predicted model, not a curated record. Bases 1 to 1044 code for a protein of 347 amino acids.
AUGUACGUCCCGAAUUCAAAGUGGACGUGGGCUUUCAGCCUGAUAGCCUUGACGCAAGCAUGCAUCGUCCUCGCUUUUGAAUGCUAUGCAUUCGCUCAUUUCCAAAUCCAUCUCGAGUCCACUAGCACCAACUUGACGGCCUCAAGAACGAUUCCUACAUUCUUGACCUUGUACAUUUUCGGCUUCCUCUACCAGUUGCUCCUGGUCUGGGAUGCCCUCCGGAUGAAAAACACAAUUCAAGUCAUUGGCUUGGUUAUGUAUAAUGGUGGUCUGCUUAUAUAUGGAGCAGUCCAGAUCUCGCAGAUCAAGGACGCAGUCUUCCAGUUGUCUGAAGAUGGUUCGAUACAAAUGGAGGUUUGGAAGGACACCAAGCCAUUUCUGAUCGCGAUCCCAGCCAUCAUUGGCGUCGGGACAGCUCUUCUGGCCGGCUGCGCCUGGAAGCUGUAUGACGAAUUCGCCUGGACGAUCUACAAGCGCAUUUCGGCCGACUUGAGGAUGAAGCGACGUUACCUCCAGUACCAGAUCUAUAUCGCUCUGCUGAAGUUCGACUUUUUCUUCUUCCUCGGAUUUACUGUCCAGUUUGUUGUCAUUGUCACUCAGCGCCGAGCCGAAUUCGCCUUGACUAUCGCAGCCAUACCUGUGACCAUCAUCAUCCUCCUGGCAGCCGCAUGGUUUGUGCGGAGGGAGAAUCUCGCGGGCACCAUUGGAGUCAUUAUUCUGUACUUUGGUGGUCUCGCUUACUUCAUCUUCAAAAUGGUCCGCAUGUACUCACCCUCACACGAAGGCCCGUACCUUCCAGCACGCAAAGAACUCACCAGUUUUGCCGUCUUGACCAUCAUCUCGAUCCUCCUCACCAUCACAAACGCAUGUCUAUGCGCUAGCAAUUACAACAAGGGUCUCAAACCAUAUAUCUACAAAUCUGCAAACGCCGACGAUGAGGAGAAGCCAAUCGGAAGUGCAUAUGCACAAUACGCAACAGAAAUGUCCAGUGGUUCGAAGUAUCCUCCGGCAAGACCAACAGCAAACAGAAUGGAGAUUGAUUAA